AUGAGCCAGAACCGGCCAUCGGCCUUCUCGUCACUAAGAAUGGGUGAAGUUAUCCGCGAAAAGGUCCAGGACGGCGUCACGGGCGACUACAAGGAUCUCGCAUAUACGCAGUGCAAGAUUGUAGGCAACGGCUCCUUUGGUGUCGUCUUUCAGACAAAACUGUCGCCCAGUGGGGAAGAUGCUGCCAUCAAGCGCGUCCUGCAAGACAAGCGCUUCAAGAACCGCGAAUUGCAAAUUAUGCGCAUUGUCCGACACCCCAACAUCGUCGAACUCAAGGCCUUCUUCUACAACAACGGCGAGAGGCCACAGAAAGACGAGGUGUACCUGAACCUUGUGCUCGAAUAUGUGCCUGAGACCGUCUACCGCGCUUCCCGCUACUUCAACAAGAUGAAGACGGUUAUGCCAAUCCUCGAGAUCAAGCUCUACAUCUACCAGCUUUUCCGCUCUCUCGCCUACAUUCACUCGCAGGGCAUCUGUCACCGCGACAUCAAGCCUCAGAACCUCUUGCUGGAUCCGUCGACGGGCGUACUGAAGUUGUGUGAUUUUGGCAGUGCAAAGAUCCUGGUGGAGAAUGAGCCCAAUGUCUCGUACAUUUGUUCCAGGUACUACCGCGCGCCAGAGCUCAUCUUCGGGGCCACAAACUACACCACCAAAAUUGAUGUUUGGUCAACAGGCUGUGUCAUGGCAGAACUCAUGCUAGGACAACCGCUGUUCCCCGGUGAGUCGGGCAUCGACCAGCUGGUCGAGAUCAUCAAGGUCCUUGGCACACCCACCCGGGAUCAGAUUCGAACGAUGAAUCCCAACUACAUGGAGCACAAGUUUCCUCAGAUCAAGCCUCAUCCGUUCAGUAAGGUCUUCCGGAAGGCUGAUCCUCAAGCGAUCGAUUUGAUUUCGAAGCUGCUCGAAUACACUCCAACCCAGCGAUUGUCAGCCAUCGAUGCCAUGGUACACCCCUUCUUCGAUGAGCUUAGGGAUCCCAACACUCGAUUCCCUGACUCCCGUCACCCCAACGGAGCUACCAAGGAUCUUCCAGAGCUGUAUAGCUUCACGCAUCAUGAACUCUCCAUUGCGCCUCACCUCAAUCAACAAUUGGUGCCUCCCCACAUCCGCCCGACUCUGGCCGCCCGUGGCCUGGACUUCGAAUCGCCGAAUUUCAAGCCAUUGACCAAAGACCAGAUGAUGGCUCGGCUGGAUUAA
This is a messenger RNA of Plenodomus lingam JN3, 1197 nucleotides long. The record is from RefSeq and is a predicted model, not a curated record. Lineage: Eukaryota; Fungi; Ascomycota; Dothideomycetes; Pleosporales; Leptosphaeriaceae.